Molecule: messenger RNA, 1608 nt
Organism: Cylindrotheca closterium
Lineage: Eukaryota; Bacillariophyta; Bacillariophyceae; Bacillariales; Bacillariaceae
Source: the annotation of a GenBank genome assembly
AUGAGCGAGUCAAAUGACGUAGUGAUGACAACAUCACAGACUUCAGAAUCGGACCCGUUAAUGAUCCUACCAUCCAAUGUAGUCCAAGAAGGAGACCACGUAAUUCUGGUAUUUGGAGAUGGCCGACAAUUGUUUGCACAGUGCCUCAAGAAACUCCGAGGCAAGGCCCCACCCGUCAAGAUCAAUAAGCGGACAUACCCUACUUUUAAUCUUGUUGGUUUACCAUACGGAACAGUCGUGGAAGUGGGUUCGUCCAAACUGCAUCCCUUGCCGGAAGGAGAAGACGUCAUUCCGAAAUAUCCCGACACGAACAAAAAGGGAGACGAUUCCAAUGAGGGCAAUCUGGAAGAUGCCGAAGCCACAGCUGCCGACAAUACAUUUCCUUCCAUUGAACAGGCAAAUGAUAAUCGCGACUUGGUAGACAACAAUACUUCGCAACAAUUGCAGCAAAGGCAGGUCGAAAAAAUGAGACGAACUGGAAUGGAAGGAGCCACGAUUGUGGACACGCUCAUUGAAAACUCUGCCUCCUUUCAAAACAAGACGGAAUUCAGCAAGGCCAAGUAUGUGGCUAGGAAACAGUUAAAGUACCAACAGCGGUGUCGAAUUGUAAGAUGCACUCCCUCCUCUUUGUGCGAGGCAAUGUUUUUGAAGGAACCACGAAAAAUGCUGAACCUGAGAGAAGAUACACUGGGACAAAUAUUGAGCUAUUCCAAUGUGUGCGCCGGAAGCCACGUGCUAGUCAUGGACAAUUGUAUGGGCAUUGUCACGGGUGCGUUAGCUCAGCGAAUGGGAGGAUAUGGAAAGGUAUUUUCUAUUUACCCAGGUCAGCAACCACCCUAUGUGGACAUGAUUGCUCGAUUUAAUCUUAACUUUGCUGAGAACAGUUCCAUCAAAUGGGUCCACGUAGAGGACGUAUUCGGUACCCCUCAAGGCGAAACGCCGACAUCUGCAGAAACUGAGGUGGAUGAAGAAAAAGCAGAUCGGGAAUUGCUGGAGUGGCCAUGCCCCUUGCAAGAUCACACGCGGGCCCACUUGGAAAAGAUGGAGUCUGAAAAGGAAAAACGAGACUUUCUGGCCAGGCGAUGUGCUCGGUUUACCCGAAAACUCACACGGGGUACACCCGGAGAAGCAAAGGAAAUGUUGAAUGCACGCAAGUGCGACUCCGUCGUUAUUGCUACAAAACAUGACCCUACCCAAUCCCUGAUAGAACUUCUCCCUUACUUGGCGCCGUCUUCUCCAUUUGUUGUUUUUUGUGAAUACAUUGAACCCUUGGCGGAAUGCUUUCGCGAACUGCAAGAGCAAAGGCUUGCAAUUAACCUUCGUUUGAGCGACACUUGGAUGCGAGAGUAUCAAGUGCUUCCUGGUCGAACACAUCCCAGUAUGAACAUGAGUCAGAGUGGAGGUUUCGUACUUACCGGAAUCAAACUUUGUCCAGUGACUGGUAUCAAUGAUUUAGAUGAAGAAAUCAUGAAAGAAAUCAAGGAGAAGAUGGGAGGACGGCGAGGGAAGAAGAGCAGCAACAAGAAGAAAGGGGGAAAGCGAGGUCGAAAUGAUGCAGGAGGAGAUGGGGAACGGGGUCAAAAGUCCAGACGCGUGGAAGGAAAAUAA